This is a messenger RNA of Cetraspora pellucida, 381 nucleotides long. The record is from the annotation of a GenBank genome assembly. Lineage: Eukaryota; Fungi; Glomeromycota; Glomeromycetes; Diversisporales; Gigasporaceae.
AUGCCUCACCCAAAUGCCAAAUCUCAUGUUGCAUCUAGCAAGACCUGUAAUAAAGCUGAUGUCUUUGUAGCUAAUCCUAAAGAUAUAAAUGAUGUAGAAGAAAACAUGAAUAUUCUGGAAGACUGGGAGUUAUUUGAAAUAACACAUAAUAGCUUUCAAAAUUAUGCAUUAAAAACUAUAAAAUGGCAUAAAAAAGCCGAUAAAAAAUUAAACCCUACUUUUUAUACUAUUCUGAAUUGUUGUGCAAGACAUACACUUACAAUGGAACCAGAUUUUUUGGAACAAAAAACUUCAAUUGCAGAGACUGUUGAAGCUGCUAAGCAUAUUUUUGAAUUAUAUUCAAAAUUUCAUUGUGAAUGCAACUUCAUCGAGUGUUUUUAG